UCUCUCUCUCUCUCUCUCUCUCAGAAGAGAACUCCGAUGUGAAGGACGAAUCGGAGAAAUUGCGUCAUCAUUACCUAUUUUGAUUUGAAUUAUUUUUUCAAAUUCAGGAUAAAACAAGAAUUUGAAGGAAUUUCGAAUUAUUGAUUUUUAUCGUAGCAGUUGAUUGUGUGGCGUUAGUAACGGUCAAUCGCCGGCGCUGUCAGAUGGCCAUUACGCCGCCGUCACCAUCUCCCAAUAGGAUUUUGAUUUUCCGCCAUAGCCGCACUGCAAGGGGCUCCACUUGAAACCAUUGCUUUCUCCAUUUUGAUUUUUGGUUCUUUUAUUUGAUUGUUGAAAAGGGAUUUGAAGAAAUAAAUUUAAAAAAAAAAGGGAGAUGGUGAUGAAGGGAGGUUGGUGGCGGGAGAAAGGGCUGAGGGGCGUGCGGACGGUGUAUUUCGUGGUGGUGAUGGCGGCGUCGCUUCUGGUGAUGGCGCUGCCGCUUGUGGUGGCUGUAAGCGACGCCGUUUUGCCUUGCUUGCUGAUUUCGAGCUUCACGUGCGUGAAAUGCUAUGGCUUUCGGGAGCAUUUACGGAGAUAUUCUUUUAGAAGCUCGCUUAUUGACAUUCCUAUUGUUUCGAUAAUCAGAUCUUUCGUCAUCACCUGUACAUAUUUAGUUAGUGAUGGACAAUCAAUUUCGCAUGGACCCUAUCUAGGAACUGUGAUGUUCUCUUCCUUAGCUUCAAUACUGCUACUUUCCUUCAAGGCUUGUGUUUUCACCGUAAAUUCUCAACUCGAGGAGGUAGCUUCAGUUUCUCUUUCAAGGAAGAGGCUCCAUUUGAAGAAGUCUUGGGGUAUGCCUGUCUUGUUCCUCUCCUCUGUAGUAUUUGCUCUUGGCCACAUUGUCGUGGCCUAUCGCACAAGUUACAAAGCUAGACGGAAAAUUAUCCUUCAACGAUUUGACCCGGAAGCCGCCCUUUCUUGCAAAAUGGUACUUGCCAGUUACCAGAAGGCCCCCAGGUCACCGAUUCCAUCGUUCGGAAAAUCUUUUCGAUGCAACAGUGAUUCAACAAGGAGGAAAGCACCAAGGCUAAUAAUGCACGACGAGAGGGAACUUCCAGUUAGUUUACUCGCUGAUAAAGACAGCUUGUUCAUUUUUCAGACAGGAUUGACAGUACAUUACAAGCUAAUCCUCUCGGAUACUUUUUCCGAUCAGCCCUCUGUUAGCAUACCACUAAAACCCCAUUGUAGUAGUAAUAUCCACAGGAGCAUUAGUAAUCAAUUUCAUUACAGCACCUCCACAAUCUAUACACCACUUUUGUCCAGUUCACCAGCAGCUUCCCAGAUAUCCGAGGAUAUGCCCAUUUUCAGCUUGAAUGAAAAUCGCAUGGAGGAUGAUGAGGCAAGGCAAAUGGGGCCUCAACUGAUAGAACAGGAUUUGGAGGCGAACAAACGAUUUGGGAUUGUUCUUGUACAUGGUUUUGGAGGGGGAGUGUUCUCAUGGAGGCAUGUGAUGGGCGUUUUGGCCAGGCAAAUGGAUUGUGCUGUGGCAGCUUUUGAUAGGCCUGGGUGGGGUUUAACGUCGAGGCCAAGAAAGAAGGAUUGGGAGGGAAAUGGAUUGAAUAAUCCUUACAAGAUUGAUAAUCAGGUGGACCUGCUUAUUUCCUUUUGCUCUGACAUGGGCUUCUCCUCAGUUGUGUUUGUUGGGCAUGAUGAUGGAGGUUUGCUUGCCUUGAAGGCUGCGCAAAAGGUCCAGUUAUCGGCAAAUUCCAUUAAACUUGAAGUAAAGGGGGUUGUACUAAUGAAUGUAAGCUUGUCAAGAGAAUUAGUUCCUGCCUUUGCAAGAAUAUUGUUGCGAACUUCGCUCGGGAAAAAGCACUUGUUGCGUCCUCUCCUUCGCAUGGAAAUUACUCAACUCGUGAACCGGCGUGCUUGGUACGAUGAAACCAAACUAACCACUGAAGUCUUGAGCUUAUACAAGGCCCCAUUACAUGUUGAAGGUUGGGAUGAAGCACUCCAUGAAAUCGGAAAACUAUCUUACGAAACGGUCAUGUCACCACAGGAUGCAGCAUUCAUGCUGAAGGCUGUUGUAAAUUUGCCGGUUUUAGUUAUUGCUGGGGCCGAAGAUUUCCUUGUCCCUGUAAAAUCAGUUCAAGCUAUGGCUUCGAAACUUGUAAACUCUAGGCUGGUAGCUAUAUCGGGUUGUGGCCAUCUUCCACACGAGGAAUGCCCGAAAGCAUUGCUUGCUGCUAUUACACCUUUCAUAACAAGGCUUUUGUCAAAAUCCUAGAUGCAAAGCCAUUAGGGUAUUAUCCACUAGUUAGUAAGUCUGUUAUUACAUUAUACAUGCUCAUCAUGAGUAUUCUUUUACUUUGUUUUUUUUUUUUUUCCUGUAAUUAUUAUUACCCAAAAAGGAGAGACCAAGUUUAUCUCUCCUUAUGGGUGUGAUUUUGAUGCAUUGGUUUGAAGCUGUCUCUAGUAUAUGUACCUCUUUCUUUCUAGGACUUACUAGAUAUCUACCAUAGGAGGAUGAAAUUUCCUCCUAAAAUUGGUCAAAAUUUAACUCUCAUGUUCAAGUUCCAUCAUUUUUCGCGAUUUUGCCAUGCGAAUGGAUCUAGGUAAUAAUCACUUGAGG
Messenger RNA from Striga asiatica, 2611 nucleotides. The record is from the annotation of a GenBank genome assembly. Lineage: Eukaryota; Viridiplantae; Streptophyta; Magnoliopsida; Lamiales; Orobanchaceae.